GCCAGAUAAUAAUCCGCCAAGAUGCCCUCCGUGGCGAGCCCGAGCGAAGGGCCGCUGUACCUGGACCCUUUGGACGCCCUGGAUCCUCUGGAGCCGCUGGUGGGGCCCCUGGACGCAAUGGCCGAGGAGGACGGCGAGCGCGCCCAGGGCUCGACCAGCGCCGAGCCGCCCGCGCCGCCCAACCCGGAGCUGGUGAACGAAGUCAAGAACACGCUGUGGCGCCGCUACAUGGAGCAGUCGACCGUGUUCAACGCCACCAACGACGACGAGAAGGUGCUCAAGUGCUUCAACGAGUACGUCAACAUGGUGAUGGAGCCGGAGUUCGGGCCCGGCGCGUGCCCCGUCAAGUUCGACGGCGUCUCGUGCUGGCCGGAGACGCCCCCGGGCACGCUCAAGGCCAUCCCCUGCUUCGACGACUUCAACGGAGUGCCAUACGAGCCCUCAGAAAACAACGCGACGCUUUACUGCUACCCGAACGGCACUUGGUCUCGUAUCUCGUUCUACAACGACUGCCUGAACGUCGUUAUGAACAACACUGAGAGAGAGACUCAACGACCGUCAGCACGAGCCAGACCAUCUUCUACAUCGGCAAUUCGCUGA
Molecule: messenger RNA, 600 nt
Organism: Penaeus vannamei (Pacific white shrimp)
Lineage: Eukaryota; Metazoa; Arthropoda; Malacostraca; Decapoda; Penaeidae
Source: RefSeq, a predicted model, not a curated record